Equus quagga is the source of this 3528-nucleotide messenger RNA. It is a transcript of the gene TYW2, whose product is annotated as tRNA methyltransferase 12 homolog. The transcript is spliced from 7 exons. The record is from RefSeq and is a predicted model, not a curated record. Gene Ontology annotation, cellular component: cytoplasm. Lineage: Eukaryota; Metazoa; Chordata; Mammalia; Perissodactyla; Equidae. Gene Ontology annotation, molecular function: tRNA methyltransferase activity. Bases 1623 to 2942 code for a protein of 439 amino acids. Gene Ontology annotation, biological process: tRNA methylation.
AAGGAGCGUGCACACGCGUCCCCACCCCCUCCGGUGAGCGAAGGUGGAGGGAGGAGGCCCAUGCUCGUGCCGGCGUUCCCUACCUUUCCAGCGAGGAGAGUAGGGACGCAGAACUGUGGGCCCCUCUCCCGGCCGAGUCGUGCAGCUGCCACCCGGCCCACCCUAGCGCCAUGCCUAAAUCUGGGGCUCAUUCUGAAUGAUGCCCCAGCGUGCGGCCCCCCUUGCCCGGUACGGACCAGGAGGAGACCAGCCAGGCCGCUCCGGAGAGCCUCGCUACCGCUCGAAACCUCGCGGGGUCGCAGCUCCCUGCUCUGGUUUUUGGGGAUUGAAGCGCCCAAGCCGCGCCUUUUACCAGGUUGCCGCCCACCGUGGCCUCGGCCAGACGCUCGGGUUUCUGAGGCACCCCGUUUGGGAGCUCCAAAGAGAGGGCGAGGCCGGUUCUACCCCUUCCUCAGAAGGAUUUGAGACUGAGACCCUGACACCGAGAAUACCCUUCCACUUUCUGAUGCCAGCAGCUUGCAGAUUGUUAAUGCUGAAGCGGGAGGCAAGAAUGUCACAGCCCUUUUAGGGGUGUUUGUCAAGGUUCUCCCAGCUGGAGAACAACAAACUCACCUAGAAGACAGAGGACCCCUUCAUAAACCCGUGGUGGUGGUCCAUACAGUUAUUGAUCUCUUACUUUUGAAACCUGGUCCGUGACCUGCAUCCUCCCAGUGCCCAGCACCAGAGAAGGUGUUCGCGUCCCCACGGGACAUCUGGACCUGCACUUUUGCAUCAAGAUGCCAGAUGGGAGGAAAAGGAAAGAGAAGCCUGGAAGGACUUCCUGAGGAAGGUGAUCCUCAGUCUGAACUGGAGUUUUCAGAAACUGAGCCUAGAAGUGUAAUGGCCAUCUUGAAACCACAAGGAUGAAAGAGUCACCUAAGGCUGGGAAGGAGCCUGGUUUACUGACGAUGUCCCUGAACAGUUACACCAGCCCUGGACUUCUUUUUAUAUUAAAAAAUGCUCCAGGAUCUCUCAAGCCAUGGAGGAAAGCUCUUGUGAAUUGAGCCAGCCAGCCCAACACCAUUCAGAACCUCCUUCCUACAUGAAAGGACAGUGAGAUGGUGAGGACUAUCUCUGCAAGGAAAAGGAAUGGGGAAGCUGGAUCUGAUUCUUCACUCUCAGCAAAUACGGUGGCCACGCAUCGGAUCUGAGAGCGGCUUGAGACUAUAGGAAGCCUUUUUCCAAAUUCAGCCCAUCAUUCCAGGUUCACUUCUCCUUUUGGAUUCGUGAGCAGCACUGAAGAGAGCGCAUGAGGGCUCUGAAGGAUACCGACUAAUCUGAAGUUUUUGAGCCCACACAGUUCCUCGUUAUUAUUAACGUCCUCUUAGGCUGAAGCAAGCAAUGGUUCACCACAAUAAAGAUGGCGGCAGCUGCUUCACCACGGCAACGACAACGCAAUUUGCCAACAAGCGCGUCAAUAUCGUUUAGUGCGGGCCUGCCCGUUUUACGUCACUUCCGGCCCCGGCACAGCGGCGUGCGCGCCGCUCUUCCUGCUGCGGCCGUGGCUGUACCGAGGGAGGUGAGCGGACCUUGAGCGGAGGAAGACUCACGGAGGGAAUUGUAAAGAAUGUGGGGCCAGCAACAUGGACAGAGAAGGUGGGAAGCCCGCGGCUGUUGUCGCAGUUGUGACUGAGCCUCGGUUUACCCAGCGAUACAGGGAAUAUCUCGAGGAGCAGAAACUCCUGGAUAGACAGCACCGCGUGGAAAAGAUGCCAGAUGGCACCGUGGCGCUACCCGUGCUGGGAGAGGCCCUCCUGGAGCAGCAUCUGUGGGAGCUGAGGAAUCGUGUGGCCCCAGGCAGCACCUGUAGGCUAACGCAGCUCCUGGAUCCUGUUCCUUCAAAGAAGGCCCAGGGUUGUUCACCUGCCCAAAGGCUGUGUCUUGAGGUGAGUCGCUGGGUAGAGGGCCGGGGAGUGACGUGGUCAGCGGAGUUGGAGGAUGAUUUGCCCCGAUCUUGGCAACGACAUGGUAACCUCUUGUUGCUGAGUGAGGACUGUUUCCAAGCCAAGCUAUGGAAAAAUCUGGAACCAGAACUCUGGAAGACGGUUGCUUCGGCACUCGGUGUCCAGCGUUUGGCCAAAAGAGGGCGGGUAUCACCGGAUGGCGCUCGAACUCCAGCAGUGACUCUGCUGCUGGGCGACCAUGGCUGGGUCGAGCAUGUGGAUAAUGGGAUCCUAUAUAAGUUUGACGUGACCCAGUGCAUGUUCUCCUUCGGAAACAUCACUGAGAAGCUCCGAGUGGCAUCGUUGCCCUGUGCUGGAGAAGUGCUGGUGGAUCUCUACGCAGGGAUUGGUUAUUUUACAUUGCCGUUCCUAGUUCAUGCUGGUGCUGCUUUCGUCCAUGCCUGUGAGUGGAACCCUCAUGCUGUAGUUGCUCUGAGAAAUAACCUUGAGAUCAAUAGAGUAGCACAUCGGUGCCAGAUACACUUUGGGGAUAAUAGGAAACUGAAGCUUGCAAAUAUUGCGGACAGGGUGAACCUGGGGCUGAUUCCUAGCUCUGAAGAAGGCUGGCCCAUUGCCUGCCAAGUGCUACGACAGGAUACUGGGGGCAUUUUGCAUAUCCACCAAAAUGUGGAAUCUUUCCCAGGGAAGAAUCUCCAGUCUCCUGGAAGCAGUGAAAUGGAGAAGGAGGUUUGGCCUUAUCCUCAGCAUAUUAUCACCAAACAAUGGAAAAAUGGAGCUAGCAGGGAUUCUAGGAGAAAAAUACUGUCGGCAGCCACCAAGCCAGAGUGGCAAAGGUGGGCGGAAUCUGCAGAAAAUCGCAUUGCCAGUCUUCUUCAGCAGAUGCAUGGGAAACCAUGGAAGACAGAAAUCCUGCACAUCCAACUGGUGAAAUCCUAUGCUCCCCACGUGGAUCACAUAGUCCUCGAUCUGGAAUGCCGCCCCUGUCCUCUAGUUGGCUAGAGAAGGUGGAUCCUGAGACACAAGGAUCUACGUGUGAGUGAUCCUUAAUGCAUCAGCUCAGGCCAGGAUCUCACCCCUCUUGUCUCCUGGUAAUCUAAUAUUUUGUGGCCCUGAAAGCAGGGCCAAAACCAAUCCAAAUCAUUUCAUUCAUCUUCCAUUAACAUGUUAAGAAUGAGCUACAUAUCUGGGAGAAGCAGUGUGCUCAUUGAAAUGAGGCUCAUCUGUGCAAACAUGAAUUCCGAAUUCUGACCUCAGUUCUCUCUGACCUUGGGGACAAGGUUCCACUAUUCUUUUGGGCUUCGAUUUCCUCAUUUGCAAAAUGAGGGUUUCUUUGAACUUCCUCCCAUGGCUGUUAUCUAAGAAGCAGUUGUACACAGGGCAUUGGUUAUUUAAGGGUGAGGGACACAGUGCUGUUUCCAGAUCCGCUCCAGCUCCAAUAUGGAAAAUUGACUCGAGGGGAGCCAGGAUGGAAGCAGGGAAACCAGUGAGGACGUUGUCCAGGCAUGAGGUGAUGGUGGCUUGGACUAGGGUGGUAGCAGUGGGAGGGUUGGUGGAUUUGAGAAAUAAAAUUGAUGGGACUAAGUAA